Messenger RNA from Vespa crabro (European hornet), 1540 nucleotides. Its product is annotated as sericin 1-like. Bases 68 to 1540 code for a protein of 490 amino acids. The record is from RefSeq and is a predicted model, not a curated record. NCBI's taxonomy places the organism in Eukaryota, Metazoa, Arthropoda, Insecta, Hymenoptera, Vespidae. The transcript has 3 exons.
CACUUAACCACUCGGUAGUCGGCUGACCACGAGAAUUAGUUACAAGAAUACCAACUUGACUAGUGAUAUGCGUUCGUUCAUAAUUAUCGGGGUAUUUGCCCUUGUUUUUGCAAAUGUCUCUUGUAGAGAGACAAGAGGUGAAAAGCCUCAAAGACCACCACAUCGACCACCAUUAAAGGGUAAACGUGGAGUUAGUGACUAUCCUUUAGGAUAUUCAACCGGGGGUCAUUCCUAUCCUUCACCCGUAUACUCAGCUGUUGGAUCUGGCUAUAGUCUAGGUGGAUCAUCAGGGUCUAUUUCUCUUGGACAUCCGGGUCUUCAAAGUUUGCAGAGUUUAGGAGUCGGUGGUGGACAUGGUUUAGGAUAUUCUAACUCUGGAUUAGGAUCUUCAUUGGGAUAUGGAAUGUCUGUUGGUUCUGAUUUGGGCCACGGUGGAGGUCUUCAAGGUCUCUCGAGUCAUAGCUCUUAUUCUUUGCCAAGUCUAUCUACCAUCAACUUAGGAUCAAGCGGUGGAUCGAGCGAAGGACUAUUCACUCCUUCAAAGAACGGUCCGGUUACUUUUGGAAUUCAUGGAGGAGGUCAAGGACUCUCAGCUUAUGGAAGUGGAUCGAGCGGAGUUUCCAGUCUUCCGUUAACAUUAUCAUCUUCUCAUGGUUCUUCCUCUUACAAUCUACCAACCGUAACUUUACAAUCAUCUGGUACUUCUACGGGAUACAGUCUCCCAGCAAGUUCUCAAUCUCAUUCGGUAUCCGGAGGAUUGGUAUUAUCAUCAGGAUCCCAUAGAGGUUCAUCGGGCUAUACCUUACCCAUAUCAUCGGGAUCGUCUCAUGGAAUUUCUUUAAGCAGUCUAUCUUCUGGCUCACAUGGUGGAUCGUCCGGAUAUAAUCUUCCUAUAAGUUCUGGAUCUCAUGGUAUCUCUAGUCUGUCCAGUAAUUCAGGCAGCAUAUCCGGUUAUUCUGUAGCACCUGUAUCAGCAUCGUACAGCGCACCCAACUCUCACGUGAGCCUGUCCAUUGGUUCCUCCGAUGGAUCCUCUUAUUCUCUCCCAGCAUCCUCCGGAUCUCAUUCAGCUUUGGGAUCCUCCAAUUCUGGAUCAUAUUCUAGCUCUGGAUAUUCUCCAGCAUCUUCGGAUGGUAGCUCAUAUUCUUCUACCGGAAGUACGAGUUAUUCCAAUCCAAGUUCCUCCAGUUAUUCAAGCCCUAGCAGUAGUUACUCCAGUCCUAGUUCCAGUUACUCGAGUCACAGUUCAACCUAUUCCAGUCCUAGUUCCAGCUAUUCGAAUCCUAGUUCCAGUUAUUCAAGCCCUAGUUCUAGUUAUUCGAGUCCUAGUUCAAGCUAUUCCGCACUUGCCAGUGGUUAUUCCUCGAGUUAUUCCAGUCCAUCUAAUUCUUAUGGUACACCAUCAGAAUCUCAUGGAUCCUAUUCACAUUUGAGCCCAAGAUAUAUCAAUUAUCCCGCUGCUAAAGCUUACGAAGCAUUAACAUCUGGCAGCUCGAAAUACGAUACAAUUUCAUAUUCAAGUCCCAAUGGAAAAUAUUAA